Molecule: messenger RNA, 829 nt
Organism: Lathyrus oleraceus (garden pea)
Lineage: Eukaryota; Viridiplantae; Streptophyta; Magnoliopsida; Fabales; Fabaceae
Exons: 1
Coding region: 1-795 (264 amino acids)
Molecular function (GO): methyltransferase activity
Source: RefSeq, a predicted model, not a curated record
AUGAUUGCUGCCUGUCAUCCGCUUGUUUCCCCAUUUGAAAAGACUGACACGACCCCUGUCUCGUUAGAAGCUAUUGGUUAUAUCAGAUUCUUUCAGAUACAAAUUGAGGCUCUUAGCCUACCAUACUUGAGCAAUGGACCUGGAAACACAAGACAACCAUAUUCAGUUCAAAGAGAUAAGAAUUGUUUAUUUCUUAAAGAUCCUGGUAUGGAGUUGGCCAAAUUAUGUGUUAGUGAAAAUGUUCCAGUUGUUCCAAUCCCAGGUCCUUGUGCUUUGGUAUCUGCUCUUUCUGCCUCGGGUUUAUCCACUGAUGAAUUUACAUUUGUUGGUUUUCUUCCAAAACAUUCGGGAUCAAGAAGAAAAAGACUCAUGGCUUCGGCGGAGCAAACAACAACACAAAUAUUUUACGUUCCUCCUCACAAGCUUUCUCAGUUUCUCGAAGAGGGUUCAUCAAUUUUUGGUGAUACAAGGAAAUGUGUUAUUGCUCGAGAAAUGACAAAGUUUCAUGAAGAGUUUUGGCGCGGAUCACUUGGUGAAGCCAACCAUGUAUUUUCUACUCAUCUGCCAAAAGGAGAACUUACCAUAUUGAUUGAAGGGCAAGAAAAUUCUAAAGCUGAACCUCCGUCUGACACAGAACUUGAGAAUGAGCUAAGAGGAUUAAUUGAAAAUGGUGAGAGUCUUUCCACGGCUGUUAAGCUGGUUACUGGAAGAACAUCAGCCAGUAGAAAAACUAUAUAUUCACUUGCUUUAAGAAAAUUUGGCAAGGAACUUGAAGUGGAAGAUGAUUCUAGUUAGCAGCAAAUUCUUCCUAGAGGAACACGAACCAGAU